UUUUAACAGCUUUGGAUGGAGGACGCACGGUCACGUGCGGGAAGGACAGGGCGUAAUAGCACAGAGGAGGCCCAGAGGGAGGCGCUUGUCCCGGAGCAGAUAAGUGGACCAGUCCCAGGGAGGCUCUGGUGGGAGCUUGAGCUGGGAAGAGCGAAGCCCAUGGGGGCCUGUGCGCCUGCAGCCGGGCCUCGCCGACAGCGGAGCUGGGCUCUGCCCUGCACCAUGCUCCUGAUUCUCUUAGGUUCUCAGCUCCUGGUGGCUCGUGGCUGGAGUUCCCAAGAGAAAAGUGUCAGUGAUGACCAAAGAGUCAUAGAAAGUUACCUCCCAGCUACCGUGGAGUAUGCCUUACACGUGUUCAACCUGAAGAGCAAGGACGUGAAUGCCUACAGGCUGGUGCGCAUCCGGAAGUCCUGGAGGGAGCAGGACGAGAACACGAUGACGUUCUCCAUGGAGCUGGACCUUCGCAGAACCAGGUGUGGGAAAUUUGAUGAAGAUAUUGACAACUGCCCCUUUGAAGAAAGCUCGGAGCUGAAUAAUGUAAGACACACAUCUACUUCCCUCAGACCAUCCACUGCUUCUUCACCAUCAGCACUGAGCCCUGGAUUACAACCUUCCAUCUCCAGAAUGAGACUUGCCUGGAGGGGUUCCACUAAGUGAGACCACACCCUCUCCUGCCCUAAGACUGGCCUCCUUCUGGACUCCAGCAAUUCCCAGCAGGUGGCCCAUCGGUGGUUGAGCACACUGGGUUCUGUUCUCUUGAUUUGCAAGUGUCUGGAGUCUCACAGCUGGGCCAUGUGCAGACUCCUCCUUGUGCGUUUUCAUCGCGUAGAGUAGAUCAUUAAACAUCAGCAUCUCAA
Equus caballus (horse) is the source of this 857-nucleotide messenger RNA. RefSeq names its product cystatin-9. Lineage: Eukaryota; Metazoa; Chordata; Mammalia; Perissodactyla; Equidae. The record is from RefSeq and is a predicted model, not a curated record. Gene Ontology annotation, biological process: antimicrobial humoral response. Gene Ontology annotation, molecular function: cysteine-type endopeptidase inhibitor activity.